AUGGGUGCCCAACAAUCCUCGGAGCAGAGUGACGCUCCGGGCACUUCCAACGCCACUGUCGCCAAGACCUGCUACUACGAUCUCCUGGGUAUCGACCGUCAAGCAACUGAUGAUGAGAUCAAGAAGGCAUACCGACGCAAAGCCCUCGAGCUACACCCCGACCGCAACAUCAACAACGUCGAGACCGCAACCCGCCGCUUCGCCGAGGUCCAAUCCGCCUACGAGGUUCUCUCCGAUCCUCAAGAGAGAGCCUGGUAUGACUCGCACCGCGAUGCCAUCCUCAGUGGCCAGGACGGCAACGACCCUGAUGCCCAGCCCACCACCUUCCGCAAUGUCCGCUUGACCUCGGCCGAGGAGAUCAUGAGCUUGAUGCGCAGGUUCAAUUCCACCGUUCCCUUCGAUGAUGAGCCCACUGGCUUCUUCGGUAUCGCCAGAGAAACAUUUGAGCAUCUGGCCCUCGAAGAGGAGGCUGCAGCCGAGCACGACAACGUCGACAUCCCAGAAUACCCCUCCUUCGGUUCCUCGGACGAUGAUUAUGAAUUGCUCGUCAAGCCAUUCUACGCUACCUGGGCCGGCUUCUCCACCGCCAAGUCCUUCUCCUGGAAGGACAAGUACCGCCUCUCCGAUGCCCCAGACCGCCGCGUCCGCCGUUUAAUGGAGAAGGAGAACAAGAAGAUCCGCGACGAUGCUAUCCGCGAGUUCAACGAUGCUGUAAACUUUCUCGUGGGCUUUGUACGGAAGCGCGAUCCUCGAUAUCUACCCAACUCCCAAUCUGAUGCCGAGCGCCAGGCAUCUAUGCGAAAUGCUGCUGCUGCGCAGGCCGCCAGGUCCCGGGCCGCCAAUCAGGAGCGGAUGGCCUCAUACGAAGUUCCCGAGUGGGCGCAGUCCAAAUCCGACGGCAGUCUUGGAGACGAGCACUUUUCCCAGUCAGAGGAAGAAUCAGAGGUGGAAAUCCUCGAGUGUGUGGUCUGCAACAAAUCGUUCAAAAGUGAGAAGCAGCUUGAGGCCCAUCUUAGGAGCAAGAAGCAUAUUAAGGCGGUGCAGCAGUUACGCCGCCAAAUGAAACGAGAAGGUGCCGACCUGCAGCUUGAUGAGGUCGAGCCCAAACCCUCCGCAGCUGCCACCCCUAGUCCGUUGUCUAAUAAUGAGAGGAUCGAUGAAGAGGAAGUCUCCGUCAACCCAGAGAGCUCUAUCCCAACGAAUACCACCUCAGACGAGCCGAGCUCAGCUGAGUCGGCCGAGGUCUCUGACGGUGACGAUUACGCACCGAGGAUCGUUGUUGAGGAGAGGCUUGCCUCUGGUAUAUCCAAGCCAGACAAUGGUGACACGGCUAGCAACCUUGAUACCGAGCUCUCUGCUGCGACACAAAACAUGGUGGUUGAUGAACCAGUGCAAGUGAAGAAGGUUGGAAAAGCCAAAGCUAAGAGAGAGAAGAAAGCUGCCGCUGCCGCUGCCCAGUCUGAGCAGGAUGAGAUCCAUCGAUGCUCCGUUUGCGGAGAGACGUUCACCUCCAAGACCAAGCUGUUCAAUCACAUCCGUGAAAAUGGCCAUGCGGCACCUGUCGCAAGACCAGGUGCUGGAGGCAAGAAGAAGAAGCGGUGA
Ilyonectria robusta is the source of this 1602-nucleotide messenger RNA. RefSeq lists its product as uncharacterized. The coding region runs from base 1 to 1602 and encodes 533 amino acids. The record is from RefSeq and is a predicted model, not a curated record. Gene Ontology annotation, cellular component: cytoplasm. Gene Ontology annotation, molecular function: zinc ion binding; nucleic acid binding. The transcript has 3 exons. Lineage: Eukaryota; Fungi; Ascomycota; Sordariomycetes; Hypocreales; Nectriaceae.